AUGAUUCAAGAAUAGUAUAGGUUCUUUGGUAAAGAAUUAGUCAAUUCUUCAGGCGAAUUUUAAAAGGAAAAGACUGAAGGAAAUAAACCAAAGGAUUUGACAGUUUAACCAAAAUAUUUAAAAUUUAAUUUAAAGUAUGAAGAAAAGGAAAAUUAGAUAGAAGAAGUGCCUAAUAUUAGCUAAUCAUAUCAAUUUGAUUAAUCAAUAAUAAAGAAUCCCUAAUUUACACCAAUUUACAAUUAAGAAAUUUUUUAAUAUUUAAUAAGCUAAGAAUAGAAAUUCUUAGUUAGUCAUAAUUAUAUGAAUGAAUAACGAUAACCAGAUUUAAAUGGAUGA
Molecule: messenger RNA, 336 nt
Organism: Paramecium tetraurelia
Lineage: Eukaryota; Ciliophora; Oligohymenophorea; Peniculida; Parameciidae
Exons: 1
Source: RefSeq, a predicted model, not a curated record